Messenger RNA from Puma concolor (puma), 647 nucleotides. Lineage: Eukaryota; Metazoa; Chordata; Mammalia; Carnivora; Felidae. The record is from RefSeq and is a predicted model, not a curated record.
GAUGAACCUCCGGGAUGCUGAGACAGGGAAGAUACUAUGGCAAGGAACAGAAGACCUGUCAGUCCCCGGUGUGGAGCAUGAAGCCCGUGUUCCCAAGAAAAUCCUCAAGUGCAAGGCAGUGUCUCGAGAAUUGAACUUCUCUUCAGCAGAGCAAAUGGAAAAAUUCCGCCUGGAGCAAAAAGUUUACUUCAAAGGGCAAUGCCUAGAAGAAUGGUUCUUCGAGUUUGGCUUUGUGAUCCCUAACUCCACAAACACCUGGCAGUCCCUGAUAGAGGCAGCGCCCGAGUCCCAGAUGAUGCCUGCCAGCGUGCUAACUGGGAAUGUUAUCAUAGAGACAAAGUUUUUUGACGACGAUCUUCUUGUAAGCACAUCCAGAGUGAGACUUUUCUACGUUUGAGAGAAGAAUGUGUGUGCAUUUCAAGAAUUUGGGGUUUUGGGGAGAAAGGAGGAAACUGUUUACUUUUUUCCUCCACACAUUUGGUUUUUGACACUUUCACCCCUAAUUCCCUCUAUGGCAAAACCCACCUGCAGCCACCAGGGGACCAGUUCUGUGUAGGUAACCAGAUGGCUGCUUCCUCCCAAGCUGCCAUCUUCCACUGACCAGACUAAACUCCCAACCCCAGACCAGGGUAGAAGGCGAGCCUUGA